AUGCCGGAAGUUCCAGACAAGUCGCCGUCGGAUGCGAUUGUACAAGUCUUUCAACAGUAUUACAAAAUUGCCAGUAAUUCUAUUGGCACUCGUGUCACGUUAAUUCAAGUGGGUUUGUAGGGAGUGUUAACUUGGAUGGUCAUGGAUAAUAUCGAAAAUUUUGAUGUUUCCGGUGCAAUCUUUAAGGCUGACGAUUGAUUUAGCUUUACUUUAGUGUUAAGGAAGCUAGAAAUUGUUUUCACUGGUAUUGCGCUUUACGUUUUUCUAAUUUAACGAUAUUAUCUUAGGACCAGAGCAUCCGUGAUCACAUCUCAAAUUUAGCCGAAAAUCCAGUUCCAGCUGUUGCUCUCAUAAUUUGUAAAGUAAGUUUUUGACAUUGUUGUUUUGAUUUUUAGGUAAGAAUCUUUAUCUGUUUACUGUAAGGCUCUCAAAUUCUUUUUUUCAAUAUUAUCCGUGUCAAGGCAAAGUCUUUUCGAAUUUAAACCUCAAAAAACGAACUUUUAGUUAAUCAUGGUGCUGUCGGAUCAACGUAAGCACGCGAGAAUGUUAGCUGAAGCUGGGUACAUUCCAAUUUUGGGCAGAUUUACCGAAAACGAUUAUCUUCCAGUCAAACUGAUCGCCAAGUACAUUCAACUUCAAAGUCGUCUAAAUAACUCGAUGAAAGAUGCGGCUAGUCCAAGCAAAAUGGAGCCAAAGCGUCGCACUAAAGAAAUGGUCUUUGUUUUGCCGAUUUUGGAUGAGGUGGGGUUUUAAAAGUGAUUUUAAGGGGAUAAAUUAUAUUGUAGUAGGUAUAUUUAGGGUUGUUUGGGGAAUUUGUGUGAAUAUAGUCAGGGAAUGCGUUUUUAAGGGUAUACAGUACAUUUUGUGUAACUUUUGAGUAUUUUGCACUUUAUAAAAUACGGUUUUCAGCUUCAACAAGCUGCGAUCAGUCAAAAUACUCUGCAGAAGAUCAAAGGCAUGGUGUCUCUGUCUUUCAAUUUGAAUCCGGAUAAAUCUCAAGUUAACUGUGUCAUUAGAUGUCUUUUACAUGUUGAACCAAAGGUAUGUUGAUUUUUUUGACAUUUGAGACGUAAAAACAGGAGUUGUAACGAAAUGCCAAACUCGGCACGAAGUUUGAAAAUUUUGGUUUUAAAUGUGCAAUCAUAGGCUUGAUUUAUGGCACUAAAUAUAUGGUAGUGUAAAGGUUUUUAUUAAAUUUUGGAAAGAGCAGUUAAGUUUUGGCAAAGUUAUGACAUUUCUAGACGAACAAGGCUUUACCUACUAUAAUAUAAAUUUUUGCUUUUAAAAAAUGUAUUUUUUAGCAAAUUGUUGACCAAAUUCACAAAUCAGGCAUUGAAGAAGUCGGCUACGUUCACACGAACGAUGAUGGCACCAAAGAAACCAUGAUGUUCUACAAGGACACCGAUGUGAACAUUGAAGACGAUCUACCUCAAUAUCUGGAUGAAAAUAUUGCAGUAUUUGAUCCAAAAACGGCUUUGGCCACAGGAGGAUGUGCUCAAAACGCUGGUUGGUUCUCAUCGGCCAAACAACUCUUGGGUUUCUGGUAG
Molecule: messenger RNA, 1547 nt
Organism: Bursaphelenchus okinawaensis
Lineage: Eukaryota; Metazoa; Nematoda; Chromadorea; Rhabditida; Aphelenchoididae
Source: the annotation of a GenBank genome assembly